AACUUCUGCUACCUACAACUACGACUCCAUGAAUUGAAAGUAUACAUCGUAAGUUGUAACUAGGAGGAGGAGAAAAAAAAAGAAGAAGAAAUGAAUCGCAAUUCGCAGCUGCCCGGUGCAUGCGGCUUGUUGAAUCAUCUUCUGUUACGGGUUAUGUUGUUGGCGGGUUGAUGCUUGAUUGAUUGCUAUUGAUUUUGAGCUGCAACAGAGGCACAGAGCCUUACUACACGAAUCACUAUUAUCAUUUCAAACACCCGCCAAAUGUUCGACAAAAGUCUUCUAAGAAGCAAUCCAUUCAUUCCAGCUACUUAACCCCAAUUCCGUACCUAAAUGAACCUCCAAUACAACGCAAACAUUAUGGUUAUAUGUUCAUGCUGAACAUGAAGGAGUAAAAUGUAGUAAGGGGGAAAUUUUAAGGGCAAAGGGCGGCAUUCUCUCCUAUGUUGUCGAUCUUUUCUCUAAGGUGAAAAGCCUCCCUUUAUUGUUUUCAAAACAAGCUCAAAAGGAGCAAACCCAUUGAUAAGUAUUCAAACUGGAGAGAGUGUCAUGGCCUUCCUAAUCGUUAAAGGCUUUGGAUGUCUAUUGAUUCGGCCAGUUCUUGAAAUUUCAAGAAUACCCAUAUAGAAACAUGAUAAAAAGACGAAAGCUUUUGAUUAACAUCCAUGGAAAGUUACAGUUUUUCUGCAAGAACUCUAAUUUUACAUUCUGUUCUUGUGCCUUUGGUGACAAAUGUGCGAGUAAUAAUUUUAAUGGUAAUGGAUCAGAAACAGAGAAUGAAUGGGAGAAUUUGCUUAAGCCUUAUGACCUCAAACAACUCCGGAAAUCACUUAACAAGAUUAGCCCUUAUCAGCUUAAUAAGUUACUGGCACUCCCUCUGGAUGUACCAACGUCAAUGGAGCUAUUUGAAAGGGCUGGCAAGCAGACAGGGUAUUCCCACACAUAUGAUGUGUACUAUACUUUGAUUGAUAAGCUGGGGGUUGCAAAGGAUUUUAAGGUUAUAGAUAGGCUGUUAUUGCAGAUGAAAGAAGAAGGCGUAGUUUUCAGAGAGUCCCUUUUUAUAAUGAUUAUGAGGCAUUAUGGAAGAGCUGGUUUCCCCGGGCAGUCAACCAGGCUACUUUUGGAUAUGAGGAGUACAUUCUCUUGCCAGCCGACUUUUACUUCAUACAAUGUUGUGAUAGAUAUUCUGGUGGUUGGCAAUUGUCCUAAGGUAGCUCAAAAUGUUUUUUAUGAGAUGCUGAACAAGGGUAUCUCUCCAACUGUGCACACUUUUGCUAGAGUGAUACAAUCAUUUUGCAUGGUCAACGAGGUGGAUACUGCAUGCUCACUUCUAAGGGAUAUGAUGAAGCAUGGGUGUGUUCCGAAUUCAGUAAUUUACCAAAUGCUGAUACAUUCACUUUCACAUGCUAAUAGGGUGAAUGAAGGACUGCAACUAUUGGAGGAGAUGUUUCUUAUGGGUUGCAUUCCAGAUGUUAAUACUUUCAAUGAUGUUAUACAUGGGCUUUGCCAUGCUGAUCGAAUUCAUGAGGCUGCUAAGUUGGUUGAUCGGAUGAUUGCUCGGGGCUUCGCCCCAGAUGCUAUAACUUAUGGAGUCUUAAUGCAUGCUUUAUGUCGGUGUGGAAAGGUUGAUGAAGCAAGGACUCUUCUAAAUAAAGUGCCUGAUCCAAACAAUGUCCUAUUUAAUACUUUGAUCAAUGGUUAUGUGAUUAAUGGGCAGUUGGAUGAAGCUAAAGCUCUUCUUAGUAAGAGCAUGUUGCCUAUUGGCUGUAAGCCAGAUGUUUAUACAUAUAAUAUUCUGAUUCGAGGCCAUUGCAAGAAUGGAGAUUUGUCUUCUGCUCUUGAAGCUCUGAAGGAAAUGUCUAUUAGUGCUUCUAAGCCCAAUGUGGUAACAUAUACCAUUUUAAUUGAUGGGUUCUGUAAACAAGGGAAGCUAAAGGAAGCCUACAAGGUCAUCAAUGAGAUGUCUGCAAAUAGUCUCAGCCUGAAUACUGUGGGUUAUAACUGCCUUAUAUCAGCUUUCUGCAAGGAAGGGAAUAUCCAAGAAGCAUUUGAAAUUUUAAGUGAUAUGCGGAGUAAAGGUUGCAAACCUGACAUUUUUACUUAUAAUGCAUUGAUUCUUGGGUUAUGCAAAAUUGAUAAGAUGGAUGAAGCACUAGGGAUGUACCGAGAAAUAUUUGAGGAGGGAGUCAUUGCCAAUACAGUAACCUUCAAUACAUUGAUUCAUUCUUUCUUGAGAAAAGGUGCAACCCAAAAUGCACUUAAGCUAGUGAAUGAUAUGCUCUUCAGAGGAUGUGCCCUUGAUGAAAUCACAUAUAAUGGCCUAAUCAAAGCACUUUGCAGAGAUGGAGAAGUUGAGAAAGCAUUAGCUCUUUUUGAAGAAAUGCUGAGUAAGGGCUUUCAACCUAAUAGCAUAUCCUGUAAUAUUUUGAUUAAUGGCUAUUGCAGAGUUGGAAAGGUACAAAAUGCAAUGGAGUUUCUGAGAGAGAUGGUACACCGAGGAUUGACACCUGAUAUAGUUACCUAUAACAGUUUGUUAAAUGGCCUAUGUAAGAUGGGGAAAGUUCGAGAAGCUCAGAACCUCUUUGAAAAAUUACAAUUUGAAGGAGUUUCCCCUGAUGCUGUCUCUUACAAUACCUUAAUUUCUACAUUUUGUAAAAUGGGCAUGCUUGAUGAUGCUUAUAUGUUAUUGGUCAGAGGCAUAUCAAAUGGUUUCAUUCCCAAUGACAUAACAUGGCAUGUACUCGUGAAUAAUUUUGUUGUUGAAGGAUUAUAUUUCAGUAGAUCGAUAAGUUGAAAGAGUUAUUGGACGAGCAGCUACUCGGUACUCUUCAGUUCACUAAAUGUGAGCAAGAAUUGUUUUAUUCAUUUUAAACUUGGUGCCAGUAUGUUUCUGAUCUCUGAUUGCAUACUGGAACUUGCUGCCUUUCCUGACAUUUGGUUUUGAUAUCUGUUGGGUUUGCCAAGACUGAUAUGUCAUUAAAUAUCACAAUUAGUUGAGCUA
Molecule: messenger RNA, 2998 nt
Organism: Ipomoea triloba (trilobed morning glory)
Lineage: Eukaryota; Viridiplantae; Streptophyta; Magnoliopsida; Solanales; Convolvulaceae
Product: pentatricopeptide repeat-containing protein At5g64320, mitochondrial
Exons: 3
Coding region: 629-2791 (720 amino acids)
Molecular function (GO): protein binding
Source: RefSeq, a predicted model, not a curated record